Molecule: messenger RNA, 684 nt
Organism: Amphibalanus amphitrite
Lineage: Eukaryota; Metazoa; Arthropoda; Thecostraca; Balanomorpha; Balanidae
Source: the annotation of a RefSeq genome assembly
AUGUCAACAUGAUCACAACUUAGAUUUCAAGACAGAGCUUCUCCAUUAAUAGAAGAAUUAAUUAUAUUUCACGAUCACGCUAUACUAGUUUUAACUUUAGUAACUACUUUAGUAGGUUAUAUUAUUUUAACUAUAUUUAGAAAUAAAUUUAUUGACCGAUUUUUACUUGAAGGUCAUUUAAUUGAAGUAAUUUGAACAGUAAUUCCAGCUUUCUUACUAAUUUUUAUUGCUUUACCAUCCCUUCAUCUUUUAUAUUUAUUAGAUGAAUACGAUAAUCCAUCUUUAACUAUUAAAUCUAUGGGACAUCAAUGAUAUUGAUCCUAUGAAUAUUCAGAUUUUUUAGAUAUUGAAUUUGAUUCUUAUAUAAUUCCCUCAAAAGACUUAGAAGACAACCAGUUCCGUUUAAUUGAAGUUGAUAACCGGAUAAUUGUUCCUAUAAAUACAUAUGUCCGAAUUCUAGUUUCCUCAACUGACGUUAUCCACUCAUGAACUGUUCCAGCUUUAAGAGUUAAAGCAGAUGCCAUUCCAGGACGAUUAAAUCAACUUACAUUUCUAGUAAAUCGACCAGGAUUAUUUUUCGGGCAAUGUUCGGAGAUUUGUGGAGCUAAUCAUAGUUUUAUGCCAAUUGUGGUAGAGAGAAUUUCAAUGAAUUCAUUUUUAAACUGAAUUAACAAUUUUGAAUAA